UCCUCCCGAUGGAUCCAGACGGUGAAAAAGCAGACGUGUUCACGGACGCAGAGGAUCCGAGCGCCGUGAGAGCGGAGGAGGAGGAGGAUGUUAAGAUCUUUAACGCCUGGAUGCAGCGAUACAGAGGAGAAACAUUGAGGGAGAAAAUAGGAGAAGAAGAGGAGGAGGACAGGGAGUCAGAGGAGGGACGGGGCAGCAGCAGGAGCAGCUUAGAGUCAGAGAGCCGGACCAGGAUGAAACGCCGGGCGUCGUUACCGUGUCCGAACACUCUCUCUGCCAUGCAGCUGUCUCGUCUCCACUCGUCCACUCAGGCUCCCGUCACCGCCAGGGUUCUUCUUCGCCGCACGUCUUCCAGGCGUCUUGUCCCCGUGCCACAGGAGGCUGCCGCCCCCGCCGCCCCCGAGAGAAGACCCUCCCUCAUCACGCCCACCAUCCCCGAGGUCACAUCGCCCGAGAGGCGGAGCACGUUCAGGAGACGCAACGUCAUGUCACUGAGCGACGCCUACAGCGUGUGUCUGAUCUGUCACAACGACCUGAACACAGGAAAGGGAGGAGCCAGAGAACUGCAGUGUUCACACACCUUCCACAGAGAGUGUAUCGAGGAGUGGUUCUGGAGGAAACAGUCGUGUCCUACCUGUCAUGUCCGGGUGUCCAUGCCACAGCCCGUCGACUGGAACUCCACUCGAGUCAAAGUCCCCAAAGACCACCACGAAGACGACGUCACAUCAUCAACCUGA
Messenger RNA from Labrus mixtus (cuckoo wrasse), 737 nucleotides. RefSeq lists its product as uncharacterized. Gene Ontology annotation, cellular component: cytoplasm. Gene Ontology annotation, molecular function: ubiquitin protein ligase activity. The coding region runs from base 9 to 737 and encodes 242 amino acids. The record is from RefSeq and is a predicted model, not a curated record. Gene Ontology annotation, biological process: ubiquitin-dependent protein catabolic process. The transcript has 4 exons. NCBI's taxonomy places the organism in Eukaryota, Metazoa, Chordata, Actinopteri, Labriformes, Labridae.